This is a messenger RNA of Eutrema salsugineum, 2307 nucleotides long. RefSeq lists its product as uncharacterized. The coding region runs from base 268 to 2139 and encodes 623 amino acids. The transcript is spliced from 9 exons. The record is from RefSeq and is a predicted model, not a curated record. NCBI's taxonomy places the organism in Eukaryota, Viridiplantae, Streptophyta, Magnoliopsida, Brassicales, Brassicaceae.
AAUAAAAACGCUUUGGAGUCCGGACUUGUUAUUCACUGGAAAAAGCCGAAAGCGAGCCAACUAAAAGCAGCACCAAAAUUUCCCCAAAUUUCUUUUUUGCCUUUCCGCUUCUCCUCUGAACAAUUAUUUUCCGAUCAAUCCAAUGUUAGACACGAAUUCGUCUCACCGGAAAUUUUAAUCGCUUUUUUGUUUGUUUGUCGCUGUAAUUUAUCACUCUCCGGCGACGAAUUCGGUUUCCGGUGGCUGUGUCUUUGAGUUUGAUUUGCAAUGGGAACUGUGGUUGGAACUGUUGAGGACUGCAGGGAGAUGUUUGAGGGCAGUGCUCAGACAAGAAUCACACCAUUUUCUUCAACUAAUCAGAUUGGAAAUCCUGUUGCCUACAAGCUUGUCCGGGUUGCAGGAGAUGGGAGACUAGUGCCUGCAACCGAUGAAGAAAUUCUAGAGGUUAACGAGACGGAUAUGCAUAUUGCAUCAGAGUCUUGUCAGGCUGUUGGCUACCUUCCUGCUGAUGAGUUACCUUCUCGGUUGUCCCAGAUAGAAAGCUCUGAAGCUAUCAGUUCAGGAUUAUUGGAGUCUGACAAUGUGGAACCAUAUACAGACCAGUAUAACGAGGAGAUGUUGCAAAAGGUCGAACAGGAAGAGAGGCUUGACAUGACACAUGGAUCUCAGAUGCCUUCUACUCCUCCGGAUGCCAACAUUAAGUGUUCUAACGAAAAAGACUUGUUUGAUGAGGAUCAAGUCCACUGUGAAGCUUUGCUCCAGGAACCCGUUUCUUUCUCGUCAAAUGUUCAGAAUGGAUGCGAUAUGAACCAAUCUAACACGGUUGAAACAUGCUCCAACGCAGAAGCUAGUCCAAAAGAAACUGCAUUGCCUGCUGCUGCUCAAAAACCUGAUUUUUCUUUAGUUAGAGGCGAGAUCUGCUUGGAUAAUUUACCUAUUAAAGCACUGCAAGAAACAUUCAGGGCGACUUUUGGCCGUGAGACGACUGUCAAGGACAAGACGUGGCUCAAAAGGAGGAUUACAAUGGGACUUGUUAAUUCCUGUAAUGUACCAACAACUAACCUGACAAUUGAAGAUAACAAGCUAGUUAGAAAUCAAGAGAAGUCCAAUGAUGUGACUGAUGCUGUUAGCGAGGAUAUGGGUGAUGAUGUAAGAGCUACUAACCUGAAAGAUGCACCAUCUAGUACUGAUCAUAUGAAUGGAAAUCCAAAAGCUUCUGGCCAUAGUCUCAGUGUCAACCAUUAUUGCGCAUCUGAAGAUUUUUCUUGUGAAGAGAGGGCUGCAAAAAGAGUUAGGAAACCUACACGAAGAUACAUUGAAGAACUUUCAGAAAGUGAAAAACAGCAAAAUGACAAGUCAAUGAUUCCGUCAAAAGAUCAAAGGGUAUCUGAAAAACCUGAGGUCAGGUCUAUUAGCGUCUCCUCAGGGAAGAGAGUUACCGUCACCAGGAUGGUAUCACUUGCUGGAUCUGAAAUUGAGGUUCCUUAUGUUUCUCAUGUCCGGAGAAGCCGUCCAAGAGAGAAUAUUAUGGCUCUUAUGGAAUCUCAUUCGAGUUGCUUGGAGGCGAAAGCUAGUUCAGGAGAGAGUAACCGGAAUUUGAGCCCAUCUCAGUUAACCAGUGAGGUUGUGAACCGAGGUUCAAUGGUACAGUCUGCUUCUGUCCCGGUCCAAAAAGAAUUUGCUACAAGCCACAACAACAACGAGGAGCAUAUUCUCUCCGAGGUUGAUCAAGACAUGGAGCCAGAGCACAUGGACUCAUCUGGAAAUAGCUCGGAUGACAACAAUAACAUUGGCGCGCCAAUCAUGCAAAGUAGUGGACUUAGAAGGAAGCAUCAUCGAGCUUGGACUCUGUCCGAGGUUACAAAGUUAGUCGAGGGUGUAUCAAAGUAUGGAGCCGGGAAGUGGUCUGAAAUCAAAAAGCUUUCCUUUUCAUCUUAUUCAUAUCGUACCUCUGUAGAUCUCAAGGACAAAUGGCGAAAUCUUCUGAAAGCAAGCUUUGCUCAGAGUCCCUCAAACAACAUGGGAAGUCUCAAGAAGCAUGGAUCGAUGCACAUUCCUAUGCCGAUUCUGUUACGGAUAAGGGAGCUCGCGGAGAAGCAAUCACUGGUCUCACCAAUAAGCAAGGUUAUUCUGAGAUAGCAACAGAAAGGAAAAGGAAACAACUUCGUUGUAGUUGAGUUUUGUAAAAUAGCAACCAAGUAAGGGAGACAAGAACUGUGAGAUUAGAUACAGUUUCUGUAGGACUUGUAACUUUAUGAGGAAGCUUUGUGGGUUAUAUACGAGACACUAUAAAGAAGUCUCUCUUUU